Peronospora matthiolae is the source of this 270-nucleotide messenger RNA. Lineage: Eukaryota; Oomycota; Peronosporomycetes; Peronosporales; Peronosporaceae. The record is from the annotation of a GenBank genome assembly.
AUGUGCCGCGUCGUACUGCCUCGACCAGACCCAGUACGUCAACCAUCAAUUGGGAGCGGGGCUCCCAAGAAUCCCAGGACGGGGGAUAGCCGCGCCACCGGACGAGGUAACUCGUCCGACGUCCGUUCACGUCGCGGUGGUUCAACAGCUGCUCAACUAGAUAGCGCUGGCCACCGCGAGAGUCCUCUAAUGGAGGUGGAGGAGGAGGAAAGACGCUCUCCACACGAUCAUGUGGAUCGGUGUGUUCCCGAGAGCUUUUUGAUCGCGUAA